Molecule: messenger RNA, 2154 nt
Organism: Guyanagaster necrorhizus
Lineage: Eukaryota; Fungi; Basidiomycota; Agaricomycetes; Agaricales; Physalacriaceae
Exons: 15
Coding region: 20-2017 (665 amino acids)
Biological process (GO): phosphatidylinositol dephosphorylation
Cellular component (GO): endoplasmic reticulum
Molecular function (GO): phosphatidylinositol-4-phosphate phosphatase activity
Source: RefSeq, a predicted model, not a curated record
GCCUCUUCUUUCCACCACCAUGAAGGCCCUUCACCAGCGUCUGCAGCUCUACCUUGAAGGCAGCGAUGCCUACACUUUUCUGCCCAUUGGAGAAUCUGCGAACGUACAGUCGCUGACCAUUGACCGUGCUACUGGAGAGAUGUUACUCAAUCCACCGAAUACUGCUGUACCUCCUAUGGCUCAUCGGUCAGGCAAACCAAUAUAUGGUAUCUUGGGCUUGAUAGCCUUGUCCAUGUCCGAGUAUGUGGUUAUCAUCACAGGCCGGGAACCGCGCGGGCGAAUCGCUGGUCAAGAUGUUUACCGAGCAACCGAUUUCGACAUGCUUCCACUGAACCCGAACAUCACUGUCCAGCACCCGCCACAUCCAGUUGAAGGACAUCUGUUAGCUCUUCUACGAUCUCAUCUGUAUGGCGGUGUAUUUCUUUUCAGCUAUGGCUGGGAUUUGACGAGGAGGUUGCAACUUCAAUGGGAGCGCCGAGAGCACGAUACCAACAAGGCAUUUUGGGAAGUGGCAGACGAUAGAUUUUUUUGGAAUAGAUUCCUUCAAACACGUCUCAUAGACGCCAACGCCAAGCAAGACCUCAGUCCUUUCAUCCUUCCAGUCCUAUAUGGAUCGUUUGACAUUCGGCCUGCCUUCGUGCAGGGACGACACAUGCAGCUCGCACUCAUAAGUAGACGGUCCCGUUUUCGUGCGGGUACACGUUAUUUCCGUCGCGGCGUCGAUAAUGAAGGGCACGUCGCCAAUUUUAAUGAGACGGAACAAAUUCUCCUCGUUGAAGCCCCAGACUCUGCGACAAUACCCCGUUCCGCUGAUGAAUUCGCUGCGCAACUCAGCUUUGUGCAAAUUCGAGGUAGCGUGCCCGUGUUUUGGGCGGAGGUCAACACCCUGCGGUAUAAACCCGACUUGCAAAUUAUGGAUUUAGAGGAUACUCCCAAGGUUAUGAAGAUGCACCUGUUGGAACAAAUCUCUCUCUACGGAGACCAGACCCUGGUCAAUCUCGUAAAUCACAAGGGUCACGAGAAGCCUGUAAAAGAGGCUUAUGAACGUUAUGUCGCUCAGAUCAAUCUUCCUCAAGUUCGUUAUGAAUAUUUUGAUUUUCAUAAUGAGUGCAAGCAUAUGCGUUGGGACCGCAUCAGUGUGCUCAUUGAAAAGGUGGAAGAUGACCUUGAGCGUCAAUCGUACUUCCACGUCAACGCAAGUGAAAGCCAGCCACAAAAACUUCAAUCGGGUACUGUACGCACCAAUUGUAUGGACAAUCUCGACCGGACCAACGUCGUCCAAGCUGCAUUAGCAAAAUGGACGUUGAAUCAACAGUUGAUAUCAUUGGGAAUCCUUUCUCCUGGUGGCUCUAUCGAUGAAUACCCAGCGCUUAGUGCCGAUUUCCGGGAGAUGUGGGCAGACCAUGCUGAUGCUAUCGCCAAGGCAUAUGGUGGAUCGGGUGCACUGAAGUCUGAUUUUACAAGGACAGCUCAACGAACUAAGAAGGGCGUGCUUGAAGAUGGUGUCAAGUCUGUGGUCCGGUACCUCAAAAACAACUACUUUGACGGUGCCAGACAGGACGCUUUUGAUUUAGUGACAGGGACAUGGAUUCCCAGAAAGAAUCCCUCAUCAUCCUUAUUUCUGGUCACCGAUGCACGCCCUUUGAUAACACGUUCUAUGCCUGUGAUUGCAUCUUUCUCCGGUUUUAUGAUAUGUGCAGGGUUAACAUUGCCUCGAACUUCUGAGUAUUCGCUGUUCUAUUAUUUCCUGCUUUGGGUUACAUUGUUGACCGUGGCGGCCGCUUACAUGAUCGUUAACGGCAUUGAUUUCGUGUCGUGGCCAAAGUUGAUGCCUCCCACCGACAUUAUUUACUAUAAUGGUCCUGGCUUCCGCUCAGCGCGCAGUGGUAUGGGACUCAGUGGUGGCAAGGACAUGAAGACCAGCUUGGGGAAAACCACGAAAUGGUUGAAUGGUGGGAGGACACGGAGAGGAACGGUGAGCUUGGAAGAUGGGGAAAUCAAGAAGCGGGUUGACUGACGAUAGAUAUCGUGUAUUGUUUGGAUUUUAUUUACCGGUAGACUGGAAGGGACGGUGGGCGAGUAAUACUAUGUUGCUUUGCUGGUGAUCUGAAAGGGUAGUCCUAAUCGAGAAGGCUGAUCAUCACCGCCGCGGAG